UAAUCGUUAUUGUUCUGUUUCCCGUCUAUUGUAAAAUUGGCUACUUUUGCUACAUUACACAUAAUUGUAUUCUAUACUAAUUUGGUGUGGUACUGAAAUAAAAUUUGUUUCUGUGUUUUUAUACAAAGCCAUGUCUCAAUAAAGAAAUAUUGUUCCAGAAAUAUUAGUAUACAAAACUAGAUUUUACUAUUUUUUAAACAAUACACAUUGCCUAUAUACAUAUAUAAGACAUAUAUAUAAAUCAUAAAUUAUGGGAGCCCGGGAAGACGAAUAUGACUACUUAUUUAAAGUUGUUUUGAUAGGAGAUUCGGGUGUAGGUAAAAGUAAUUUGCUUUCCAGAUUUACAAGAAAUGAAUUUAAUUUGGAAUCUAAAUCAACUAUUGGUGUUGAGUUUGCUACAAGAAGUAUUGAGGUUGACGGAAAAACUAUUAAGGCCCAAAUUUGGGACACUGCUGGACAAGAGAGAUAUCGUGCUAUUACUUCAGCAUACUACAGAGGGGCAGUCGGAGCACUUCUUGUUUACGACAUUGCUAAGCAUCUCACUUACGAGAAUGUUGAACGAUGGUUGCGGGAACUAAGAGAUCAUGCAGAUCAAAACAUUGUUAUAAUGCUUGUUGGUAAUAAAUCUGACUUAAGGCAUUUAAGAACGGUGCCCACGGAUGAAGCCAAGUCAUUCGCUGAGCGAAACGGGCUCAGUUUUAUUGAAACAUCGGCUCUGGAUUCAACCAAUGUCGAAACAGCAUUCCAGAAUAUUCUCACAGAAAUUUAUCGCAUUGUGUCUCAAAAGCAAAUACGAGAUCCUCCAGAAGGUGAUGUAAUUAGACCGACUAACGUUGAGCCAAUUGAUGUUAAGCCAACUGUUACCUCAGAUGUUCGCAAACAAUGUUGCCAGUGACCACAGCACAAGUUUAUUUUCUUCUUUAAUUAUUUCCUCAUCAAAUCUUAGACAUGGAGUACUAGAUAUUAAUAAAAUGUCCUCUUAUCAGGUUCAAAUUAAAUCAAUCAAAUCAAACUUGAAUACCUAUAAAUUAAUUUGUCUUACUUCGUCAAAAUAUUUUGUUCUAACUUAUGUGUUUAAUGGAAAAUAAAAUUUACCAAAAACUUAA
Messenger RNA from Eupeodes corollae, 1106 nucleotides. RefSeq names its product ras-related protein Rab-11A (gene Rab11). Gene Ontology annotation, biological process: exocytosis. NCBI's taxonomy places the organism in Eukaryota, Metazoa, Arthropoda, Insecta, Diptera, Syrphidae. The record is from RefSeq and is a predicted model, not a curated record. Gene Ontology annotation, cellular component: recycling endosome. Bases 251 to 895 code for a protein of 214 amino acids. The transcript has 4 exons. Gene Ontology annotation, molecular function: GTP binding; GTPase activity.